AUGACUUCGCAAUUAUGGCGCCGUAAAAUCUCAAAUUUUAUUAUUUAUGUGGCAUUGAUAUGGUUUGCUACCAAUUUUUUAAUGUUUUACAAAAAAGUGUUUCUGUCUACAGAAUAUCAAACGGAAAAGCAGAAAGUUAUUCCCCAGUAUCCCGGUGAUAGGGGCACAUCCGUUCAUUUGCCCCUAAAACUAUCAAAGAAAGUUUUAAAACUCAUAAACCAAGGAUGGAUGAACAAUAAGUUCAAUCAAUAUGUUUCGGAUUUGAUACCAUUAAACAGAUCUCUACUGGAUGUUCAAGAUGAAUGGUGUAAGCAACCGGGUCGUUUUCUAAAAGAUUUACCAGUUACCGAUGUUAUUAUAUGUUUUCACAAUGAGGCCUGGUCCACCUUGGUGCGUACUGUACUCUCUGUAAUAAAUCGUUCGCCUGAGCAUUUAAUAAAGCAAAUUAUUCUGGUAGAUGAUUUUUCGGAUAUGGCUCAUCUUAAAGAACCACUUAAUGAAUACUUUGCAUUAUACCCAAAAGUUAAAAUAGUUCGGGCCACAAAAAGAGAGGGUAUAAUACGGUCCAGAUUGCUGGGUAUGAAAUAUUCCACAGCACCAGUAUUAACAUAUUUAGAUUCACAUUGUGAAUGUACAGAAGGUUGGUUGGAGCCCCUGCUCGAUCGCAUAGCUCUCAAUUCUACCACCGUUGUCACACCCUUUAUCGAUACAAUCGAUAAGGAAACUUUUGAAUAUUUGGUUCCUCGUCUUAAAAGUACAAAAUUUCUGGGAGGUUUUACUUGGUAUUUAGAAUACUCAUGGUUUGAAGCUUCCAACGAAAGAAUGAUGAUGCAUCAUAAGAAUGCAAUGGAUCCAUAUUAUACACCCACCAUUGCCGGCGGUUUAUUUUCCAUAGAUCGUAAGUUUUUCGAACAUUUGGGUACCUACGAUUCGGCUUACGAAUAUUGGGGUUCUGAGAAUCUAGAGUUGAGCUUUAAAACAUGGAUGUGUGGUGGCAGAUUGGAAGUGGUUUAUUGCUCGCGGGUGGGUCAUGUAUUUAGGAAUGAGACUCCCUAUAAUUAUCCUUCGGCUAUAGAGGUUAUUGUAAAAAAUGCUAUACGUUUGGCCGAGGUUUGGAUGGAUGAUUAUGCUCAUAUUUAUUAUAAAAUUCUGGGUCAAAAAUUUAAUUUAACAGCUGGCUUGGGUGAUGUUAGUGAUCGUAAACAAUUGCGUAAAAAUUUAGGUUGCAAAAGCUUUAAAUGGUAUUUGGAAAAUGUUUAUCCCGAGAAAUUUGUACCAGUUGCUAUAGGGGCGAUCACUCAAAUUGACACAAAUUUAUGCCUCGAUGCAAUUGAAGCCGUUGGAAAAGUUAAUAUUUUUGAAUGUCAUAAUCAAGGCGGAAAUCAGUUGUGGAUGCUUACUGAUUUAGGGGAAAUUCGUAAAGAAGAAUUUUGCUUAACUGCCAAUGGGACUGAGCCGGUUUUAAAAUCAUGCUUUUAUGGCAAAGAGAAGAGUCACUGGCUGUUCAACAAUGUGACUAAUGUGAUUUCCAACAAAAAUACCAAACAAUGUUUGUCCCUUAGUUCAAAUCGUCGAUACGUUACAAUGGAAACAUGUCGCAAAAAAAGUUGGCGUCAACGGUGGACCUUAAAGUGA
Molecule: messenger RNA, 1635 nt
Organism: Calliphora vicina (urban bluebottle blowfly)
Lineage: Eukaryota; Metazoa; Arthropoda; Insecta; Diptera; Calliphoridae
Product: putative polypeptide N-acetylgalactosaminyltransferase 9
Exons: 11
Coding region: 1-1635 (544 amino acids)
Biological process (GO): protein O-linked glycosylation
Cellular component (GO): Golgi apparatus
Molecular function (GO): polypeptide N-acetylgalactosaminyltransferase activity
Source: RefSeq, a predicted model, not a curated record